Messenger RNA from Orycteropus afer afer, 2057 nucleotides. It is a transcript of the gene SYT16, whose product is annotated as synaptotagmin 16. Lineage: Eukaryota; Metazoa; Chordata; Mammalia; Tubulidentata; Orycteropodidae. The record is from RefSeq and is a predicted model, not a curated record.
UCCAGAGUAUGGGCAGAACUGAAAAGUGGACUUUGUAGACAUCAGCUAGCUGGCCAUGGUGUUGGUCAUGGCCUCUCAAGAUGCUCAGAAGUUCUUCCAGCCUCUGUCUUCCUGGAUGGCUCGGGUUUAUGAAGCUCUUCAGCAAGCAGGUGAUACAUUAUCUGCUUCACUGGUUAAUUUAAGCAAGCAAGACUCUAAAUUAAGUGACCAGGACUUAGAUAACAUUCAGAUUCGGGAAACUUACUUUGAAGAUGAAGAACAAGACAAUGAUUGGAGUCAAGAGAACACGAAUUCCUUGUUUCUUGAAGUGGAUCAUUUCUCCUGUUGUAAUAGUGAUUUGCAGGACGGUGCCCAAACUUCGAGACCCAACAUUGGCCAACGAGCAAAGGACUCAUGUUCCAUAGUGUCCCAGUGGCCCAAUCAGAUCCUUGAUGACCAAACACCACCACAUGCAAUUUCUUCUGUUGCCGAGGAAGAGCAUCACCUUGAAAAACAAAGCAGUGGCCUUCAACCCAGCUUUGACAGUCAACUUGCUGGUACUUUAGAAAAUAUUAAUGGAAAAAAGCAAGUUGACAGCUUUGGGGAUGACGAAGAGCCAUCCACAUCUUCUGACAGUGACGAGGAAGUGAUUAAGCAGUUUGAGAUUUCGGUGUCCCGCUCCCAGAGUUUCCGUUCUGGAGGAACAUCUGAGAAAGGAAAGCAGACAGGUUUGGAGCAGAAACCGACAAUCAGUUGCUUGCUUUCUACCCAAGAAGAGGAUAGCACAGAAGCGUCUGCAUGUGAAGAUUUGGAUGGGACUAGCCAACUGAGUUACUCUGAGAAUCUGUCUUACGGUGAAGAUGACCCCAUCUCUGCCCACUCACAGUCACCAAGUGAGAGAGGGGAUACCAGGCACCAAGGUGUAUCUCACCAAGACACCACUGCAACUCACACCCUCCGUCGUCAGUCCACAGAGGGCAGUUUGGAGAUGGAGAGAGCAUUUAAUAACCGAGGAUUUGAAGAUUCCUAUGCCACUGACAGCUCUUCAGUGUGGAGUCCGGAGGAACAGGAUGAAACCAACUUGCAGGGGUCAUCUGGGGCCCCAGAUCCCAUCUCAAAAUGUGGUGACCUAGAUGUCAUCUUUGAAUAUAAAGCUUCCAGCCAGAAACUCACGGUGACCAUUAUGAGAGCACAGGGCCUCCCAGACAAGGACCGAAGUGGGGUCAACUCCUGGCAAGUUCAUAUAGUGCUGCUGCCCAGUAAGAAACAGAGGAGCAAGACAAGCAUACAGAGAGGGCCCAACCCCAUCUUCAGGGAGAAGGUCGCCUUUGCCAAGCUGGAGCCCAGAGAUGUAGCUGCCUGUGCUGUGCGCUUCCGUCUGUAUGCUGCCCGCAGGAUGACCCGCGAGAGAAUGAUGGGAGAGAAGCUGUUCUAUCUUAGCCAACUGCACCCAGAAGGGGAAAUGAAAGUGACUCUGGUUCUGGAGCCAAGAAAUAAUAUAAGUACUGGAGAGUCUCAGCUCAGCCCAUCUGCAGUUUCUCACAGUGACAGUGCUUCAUCUACGCAGUCGCUGUCCCAUGGAGGCGCGCCAGAGCUGUUGGUGGGGCUGUCUUACAAUGCUACAACAGGGCGAUUAUCUGUGGAAAUUAUCAAAGGCAGUCAUUUCCGAAACCUCGCUGUGAACAGAGCGCCUGAUACAUAUGGAAAGCUCUUUCUCCUUAAUUCUGUGGGCCAAGAGAUGUCCCGCUGCAAGACAUCCAUUCGACGUGGUCAGCCCAAUCCGGUCUAUAAGGAGACCUUUGUUUUCCAAGUGGCCCUCUUUCAGCUAUCUGAUGUUACCUUGAUGAUUUCAGUUUAUAAUAGGCGUACUAUGAAGCGUAAAGAGAUGAUUGGUUGGAUUGCUCUGGGCCAAAAUAGCAGUGGAGAAGAAGAACAAGACCACUGGGAGGAAAUGAAGGAAACCAAAGGUCAACAAAUUUGCAGAUGGCACACCUUGCUCGAAUCCUAGUUUUGCAAGAGGAGUGUGUUUGUGUGCUGCGUUUUCACUGCUCACCUGUCUUGCUGACUCCUGACAAUAA